This is a messenger RNA of Vicia faba (fava bean), 1671 nucleotides long. Lineage: Eukaryota; Viridiplantae; Streptophyta; Magnoliopsida; Fabales; Fabaceae. The record is from the annotation of a GenBank genome assembly.
AUGUCUGUUGUAGAGAGCUUAAAUAGUGACGCUAAAUAUGAGUUGCAUAGAAAUGUAGCAAAUUUUCAACCUAGCCUUUGGGGAAAUUAUUUUCUUCAAUAUGCUUCGGAAUCUAUGGAAGUAGAUGAAAAUAUUAAGGCACAAAUUGAAGCAUUAAAAUGCGACAUGAGAAAGAUGCUUAUCUCAGAGAGUGAGAAACCCUUGGAAAAAGUUCAUUUGAUUGAUUCAAUAUGCCGCUUGGGUGUUAGUUAUUACUUUGAAGAUGAGAUUGAGGAGAUUUUGCAAAAUAUUUACAAGAAUAAUGUUGAAGAUGGAGAAAUAACUUUCAAUGACAACCUUUGCUCUCUCAGUGUGCUAUUUAGGCUGCUAAGACAACAAGGACAUCAUGUUUCACCAAAUGUUUUCAACAAAUUCAAGAAUGAGAAAGGAGAAUUCAGUGAAGGACUUAUUAAAGAUGUCAAGGGAAUGCUAAGCUUGUAUGAAGCAACACAAUUAAUGGUUCAUGGAGAAGACAUUUUGGAAAAAGCUUUGGCUUUCACUAAAACUCACCUUGAGUUUAUUGCCAUCCAAUCAAGCCAUUCUCUUGCAAUGCAAAUCAAAUAUAGCUUAAGGCAGACUCUUCAUAAAAACUUGCCAAGGCUUGAAGCACUAAGAUUCAUUUCCAUAUACGAGCAUGAUCCUUCCAAUAAUAAAACUUUACUCGUUUUGGCAAAAUUAGAUUUUAAUAUGCUCCAAAACCUACAUCAAAAAGAAAUUGGUAAUAUUUGCAAAUGGUGGAAUAAUUUGGACGUGCCUAAUAAAUUACCUUAUGCACGAGAUAGGAUGGCAGAAAGCUACCUUUGGGCAAUGGGAAUAUAUUUUGAGCCUCAAUAUUCUACUGCAAGAAUAAUUAUGACAAAAAUAUUUGUCAUAUUUACUGUGGUUGAUGAUACAUAUGAUGCAUAUGGAACAAUUGAUGAAUUAGAACUUUUUACCAAGACAAUUGAAAGAUGGGAUAUUUGUGGUUUGGAUAAUCUUCCGGACUACAUGAAGUUUCUCUAUAGAAUUUUAUUUGAUCUUAACAAAGAAAUAGAGGAAGAAGCAAUAAAGAAAGGAAUAGUUUAUGCAUUGAACUACUACAAAAAUGAAUGUAUAAGACACAUUCAAGCGUAUAUGGCUGAAGCUAGAUGGUUAAACAACAAUUACCAACCAACAUUAGAAGAAUACAAUCGUUUAUCAACAAUAUCAUCUGGUUAUUGUCUGGUGAUCAAUACAUGCUACAUUGGUAUGGGAGACAUAGCUACGGAGGAUAUCUUCAAGUGGCUAUCCAAUAAGCCAAAAGUAAUUGAUGCUGCUAUUGUCCUUUGUAGACUAAUGGACGAUAUUGUGUCAAACGAGUUUGAACAAAAAAGAGACCAUGUUUCUUCGUUCUUGGAAUGCUAUAUGAGGCAAUAUAACGUCUCUAGGGAAGGAGCAGUUCAAGAAGGUCAAAAAAGAAUAGCUGAUGCUUGGAAAGAUAUGAAUAAGGAAUCUCUUAUGCCAACUGAUGUUCCAAGGCCUUUUCUAACACGCAUUCUAAACCUUUCACGUUUUAUGGAUGUCGUUUAUAAAGAUAAAGAUAACUUCACACAUUCUGAAGGCGAAAUGAAGACAUUCAUCAAAGCUUUGCUUCUGGAUCCAAUGAAAAUUUGA